UAAAACGUCUCUCCUGCCAGUUGCAUUUGUAGACUAAACUGCUGUCUGACUUGGUUCUGUCUGACGAGGUGCGAAUCCCAAAGGAACUAACUUCCUCCUCCUCCUCCUCCUCCUCUUCCUCCUCCUCCUCACAUCGUGGUGCCGCAGCAGCCUGCACGGUGCGUUCUGCAGCAGCAACAACAGCAGCAGCAGCAGCAACAACAACGGCACCUGUCGUUUUCUGGACCAGCUGAUAACCGGUUUAGGAGUAAAUCAAGAUAUUCCCCGAAACAAUUACGAGCCGAACACGGCGAUGAUGUGUGAAUACCGAUGGCUUCAUGUGUAGAUAUUUGCGCCUGUGAAAAUUACGCAUCGAGCCCUUGAUGCUGAAGAGUGGUGACGCUGAGGGGAGCAAUUUCAGUGCAUCCCUGUGAAAACACACACACUGAGACACACACACAUAUUGUGGAGCUUUGUGGAUACAAGCCCUUCAGAGGAGACGAUGAGAGGCUACCUGCUGACUGCAAUCUUUCUCCUGCCCUUGGUGGCCUCAGAGUCCGGGCACUGUCUAAUCAAGCGUGAACAUGAGAAAUGCAUGGAGAAUAUCAUGACACACGACCCCAACGAUGACCUUGAAUUAGUGUGUCCAUGGAUUUGGGACAACCUGACGUGCUGGCAGUCGGCCAACGUGGGCGAGGUCAUCGUGGUCAACUGUCCGGAGCUCUUCCACGACUUCAUGGACCCCGAAGAGGAGAUGGCGCGUAUCAGUCGUAACUGCACCGAGGACGGCUGGUCUGAAAUUUACCCUCACUAUGUGGAAGUCUGCUAUUUCUUUGAAAACGCCACUAAACCCGACCUGUACUACGCCUCGGUGAAGGCCCUGUACACGGUCGGAUACAGCACCUCGCUGGUGUCUCUGACCACAGCCAUGGUCAUCCUCUGCCGAUUCAGGAAGCUCCACUGCACCAGGAACUUCAUUCACAUGAACCUCUUUAUGUCCUUCAUCCUGAGAGCCAUCUCAGUCUUCAUCAAAGACGGCGUGCUGUACGCUCAGGACGACAGCGACCACUGCUUCGUUCAGACAGUGGCGUGUAAAGCAGUGAUGAUUUUCUUCCAUUACUGUGUCAUGUCCAACUAUUUCUGGCUGUUCAUCGAGGGGCUGUAUCUCUUCACUCUGCUGGUGGAGACUUUCUUCCCUGAGAGGCGCUACUUCUACUGGUACACCAUCGUAGGCUGGGGAACUCCCACCAUCUGCGUCACUAUAUGGGCGUUUUUGAGGCUCCACUUUCAUGACACUGGAUGCUGGGAUACGAAUGAGAACACUGCCCUCUGGUGGGUGAUCAAAGGACCUGUAGUGGCCUCCAUUAUGAUAAACUUUGUCCUCUUCGUUGGAAUAAUCAUCAUCCUGGUGCAGAAGCUGCAGUCCCCGGACAUCGGAGGGAACGAAUCGAGCAUUUACCUCAGCUGUGCUCAGAAAUGCUUCAGUGAGCCCACACAGGCUGUUCAGCAUUCGUGCAGGAUGUCAGAGUUAUCCACCAUCACACUGCGUCUGGCACGCUCCACCCUCCUGCUCAUCCCCCUGUUUGGUAUUCACUACACUGUGUUCGCCUUCUCACCUGAGGAUGUCAGCAAGAGGGAGAGACUGGUCUUUGAACUGGGACUGGGAUCCUUCCAGGGCUUUGUUGUAGCGGUCCUCUAUUGUUUCCUUAACGGAGAGUUUCUCCCUGAAGGUGCAGUCGGAGAUCAAGAGGAAAUGGCGCAGCUGGACGGUGAACCGGUACUUUGCUGUGGACCUGAAGCAGCAAAGGCACCCUUCGUUGGCCAGCAGUGGGGUGAACGGCGGGACUCAGCUGUCCAUCCUCAGCAAGAGCAGCUCCCAGAUCCGCAUGUCCUCCCCGCUGGCGGAGAACGCCAACAUCAGCCUCCCGACCUGAGCGUCUGAUGGGCCGGAGUCGACGUCAAGGUGCCGUCCCACUCACAUCCUGACCAACCAGAGCAGACCAAAGCGGCCCCUUAGACCUCUCACAUUUUGUAGUUUGGCCUUUCGAAAAUGAGGUAUUUCUGAAAGUAUUUACUGGAGAUUCAUUAGAGGAGCAUAGCUGACUAUCAUUUCAUUUGACUAUAAAAUAUUAUUGAACUAUUUGAAUACUUUAGUAGACUCUGAAAACGUAUUAAUGAUGCACUUAUUUUAAGUGUUAAAUUCCACUCAGAGAUAUUGGAAAUCCUGGAAUUUUAGCCCCUGUUCUUGAUUUAUUUAUAGAUAAUAUUAAUGUAGAGUUGGUGCCAAAAAGCAGUCAUAGCUAUUGAGAAAAACUAUAGUUUAAUUAUGAAAUGAAGGGGUCAUAUUUGGCUGUUUUAAAGUACAGUGCAUCAAACAGGUUGCCGGAUCGAUCUCGUAAAUGUCCAAAAUGAAAUACCAACCAAACGUUCGCCUUGCUUGUAAAAAAUGCUCAUUGUUUAAAUGUUUCAUCAUAAAUGUAUAACAUUUUCUACAAUCAGCCAUAAGUACAGAGUAUGUCAAAAGAUAUUUUAGGAAGGGAAAGAAAGAACUCAUGGACUUUGUAAAUAGUUACUUUUAGUGUCGAGAUCAGAGAUUUCUUUUUUUUCUUUUUUCGCAUUGCGCAGUAUUGUAAUGACCUUUUCAAACAAAAGGAACUGGAGCCCAAAUCUGUAGACUUCAUCACAUAUCCUGAUGACCCAGAAGACCCUGCCUACUAUACUCUGAACUAUUUGUUUGUAAUAAAUAAAAACACAGACAGUAUUUAUAGAAGCACACACGUGCCAAAAUGAAUGAUAACUGUAGAGCAGUAGAUCCCAACCUGAGGUUUUACAGUAUAAGAUUAAUAUGAGCUGUUGUAUCAGAUACAAGUAAGAAAAUAAGUUAUUUUGCUAUUUAACUAUGUUUAUUUAUAAUUGGUCUCUUUUUCUGCUAAAAAAUUACAUACUUCAAGUCUUAUCUUCAAGCUUCUUAUUACACAAUCUGAGCAGGUAAAAUCCAGCUUUGUUUGAAGUGCUCACAACUUCUGACGAGGUGUUUUAUUUUAAAGGUUACAAGACAAAAAGAGCUGGUAACCACUGCUGUGGAGGAUGCACAGGACGAAAGGGAAUAACAUGGUUUUAAACUUUAGAAUCUUCACUCUAAACUGAUUUAUCCUCACAGCUAGUGCUAGUAGUUUGCUUCAGUUCAUUUAAGUCACAGACUUGUUCUGGUCUUGCAGACUGUGAACAUAAACAGUGCCAUGUAAUGGAUGGUUUCACAUAAAGGUCCUCACAGUGCCAUGCAUUUAUACAUGCAGCAUUUUAUUAUUAUAGGCAUCAAGAGUCAUCAUGCUCUGGACUCUAUAUCCUCAUUUUUCUCUAAGCUCCAACCCAUCGUGCCAUAAUAAAUUGCUCUUUAUUUAAAAAAUAUUUUUGAAUGAAUCAUCUCCUAAACUCAUAUUCCAAAGUGCCUAGUCACAAAUAGCUAUCAAUUUUAGUUUCAUCACAAUAAACAAAAGAAACGUAUUCCCUGCAAAGAAUGUACAGAAGGUGUGUUUCUAUUGUGUGCUAUAAAAAAAGCUAGCUUAUUUCUUGGUGAAAUGCUUCAAGCGAAAAGAGUCCUGUUGUGUAUUUAUUUUUUUGUGUUUGAGACUUGCACUGAUGCUUUAUUUAGCCUCUUGGUUACAACCAUCAUCCGUUCAAUAUAAGUCCGUUUCAGUUCAGCACCACAUCAGAUGCACAAACAGAUUGAAAAAACACUUCAUGUUGUAACAGUCGAAACAAAAGGCUUUAAUGUGACAGCUCCUGACAAUCGCCUGAUUGUUACCCAUUUUCCUCUUCCUGUUUUUUUUAUUUGUGCAGAAAACUAAGCUGAACAAACAAUAACUGUCCGGCUGGGGGAAUAAUUCAAUAAGAUAAAAUGUGAAACGGUGUGUACAGAAGGAUUUAUCCACAGUAUUUACUCCAGAUACUUAUUUUUUUGUAUUGUCAUUUGAGUGGAUUAAAAGAAUGUAGAUUACAAUUAUGAAUAUUAUCGAGCAGAAAAGGAUGUAUAUUUAUUUUCCAUAAACCAGUGCCAUGUGAAAUAACUCAACAGUUUACAUGCUCUCUUAUGUGUCAUUCAUGAUGUAUGAUUUCAUUUAAAUUGAUUGAAAUUGACUCUCUUGGUCAAAGUGCCGUACAUGUAGUGCCAUAACCGGUGGGAUGUGAUGCCUCACUUCUAAUUUUAAAAACAAAUCAAGAAAAACACUCACGGGAUGUUGAUGUCCAAAGCCGCAGAGGAUAUUGUGAGAGAUAAAAAACUAAGAUUUAAACUCUAAAAAAAGAUAAAACGCACACACUCCUGAAGAGAUGUAUCAGUUUUGUGCAUUUGCUUGGCUGCUUUAGGACAAAGCCGUGAGGUGAGAUUCUAUCAAGGGGAAGGAGAGACAGAGGUGGAAAAAAAAUACUUUUUUAAUUAGGGAGGUGUUAGAAGGUGGAACAAAUGUGACAGAUAAAACACAAAGUGUGUACGAGGGUGAGAUAAAACCCUCUGCUGCUGCUUACGUGUUCUAUCACCAGCCGAGUGUGAAUGCACUCAGAUGGAAACGACCAUGUCUCAAAGCUGUUAGUGUGAAAAAGAAGAGUGGAAAACUCCUCACCUGACCAUGCUGUAUAUUUGUCCACCACAAGGUGAUAGCAGAGUGUUAGUAUUUUAAUUUGAUUAUUUUUAUGUAGAAGUUUGACUGGCAUUGAUUUGCUUCUUGAUCCUUGUACUUGUUGGAUUAAAUAGAGGUAGUGUGUGGCAUUGAAUCACUUACUGUAAAUGCCACAUGUUUAUCAUUCUUUGCAUCUGUGUCUGUAUUACACAAAUCAACAAACAAGCCUACAAAUUAGGUUUUUCUAUCUAUAUCAUGUUCCUACUCUCAAUCCCCAAAUGCCAUUUCUUCUCUCUUUACUUUUUUUAAAUAAACUGUGAAUUAUUUGAUUUUAAAAUCUUCAAAAUGUGAUGAAAUGGUGAUAAUCUGUGGCACUUUUUGAUUUUUAUAAAAAGUCAGGCUGUGAAAUGUAAUUUUGGCUUAAUCUGACCACACCUUUCUCACACACACCUCUUCUUACAGUUGGUUUAGCAUUCAGUUUCACAUUGUGUCACAGAAAAGCAAGUUUAGUCUGACAUUGUUGGAACUUUCUUGCACAGUGCUUAGUUGAAACCCAUUUUCUCCAGUUUUUCUCUGGUGUAAUCUAACUCUUAGCAAGAAAGUGAAUAUUUAAUGUUUUUCCUAAUAUGUCAAACUAUUCGCAGUGUGGCGUUUCUCUGUGUUUAGAAGCCUUUUUUUGGCGCUGUGUGUUUUGAAGCCAGUUUUAUCAAGUGUUGAAUUUUUGAAUGUACCAAUGUUGCUCAGCUGCUCUUAGCCUGCUACUGUAUCAAUUUGCCAUGGUGUACAAAUGAUGUCUUUUCUUGAUCAUAUAUACAGUCAACUGUAUAUGUAUAUUUUUGGCACACAGGUGGAUCUCUUGACGAAGACCUGUAAUGUUUGUGACCGUGUUUUUGUAUGUUUAUGUUUAAGUGUUUUCAGAGUGAAUGCGUGAGUUUGUUUGAAAGUUGGAGAGUGUAUUCUGUACGCAUGUGUAUGUAAUGACGAGCAUUAAUAAGGAUAUAAGUAACUUAAAUGUCAAAAAAGAAUAUGAUGUUAUACCUGUGACAGUGUGUCAUGUGUAACAUGCGUUCUGGUGUCCAACAUUCAUGUCCCAGAUUGUGAAAUUUGACUGCUAAAUAAAUCUAUCUGUGGUAAA
Molecule: messenger RNA, 5730 nt
Organism: Gymnodraco acuticeps
Lineage: Eukaryota; Metazoa; Chordata; Actinopteri; Perciformes; Bathydraconidae
Product: pituitary adenylate cyclase-activating polypeptide type I receptor-like
Exons: 15
Coding region: 482-1921 (479 amino acids)
Biological process (GO): cell surface receptor signaling pathway; adenylate cyclase-modulating G protein-coupled receptor signaling pathway
Cellular component (GO): neuron projection; plasma membrane
Molecular function (GO): vasoactive intestinal polypeptide receptor activity; G protein-coupled peptide receptor activity; peptide hormone binding
Source: RefSeq, a predicted model, not a curated record